Molecule: messenger RNA, 752 nt
Organism: Durio zibethinus
Lineage: Eukaryota; Viridiplantae; Streptophyta; Magnoliopsida; Malvales; Malvaceae
Source: RefSeq, a predicted model, not a curated record
UGGUUAGCAACCGAACGAAACGGAGGAGAAGUGUACCGUACGAGAAGCCUAAACCUAUAUUAAAUAAAUAGCUAUCUGUCAUCUCACUCUUAUUCCGUCUCUUUUUUUAAAUCUUUGAAGACAACAGCUCAGCAAAUCGGUCGGAAAACAUAAGAUAAAAGAAAAAAGAAUUGAACCUUGAAUUUUCGUGUUCGGGUUCAUCAAAAUCGAAUAGGUGAUAUCAGCAGAAUGGCUAAAAGCAGUUUCAAGGUUGAGCAUGACUUUGAGAAAAGGCGUGCUGAGGCUGCAAGAAUUAGGGAAAAAUACCCGGAUAGAAUUCCUGUGAUUGUGGAGAAGGCAGAGAGAAGUGACAUUCCUAACAUUGACAAGAAGAAGUACUUAGUCCCAGCUGACCUCACGGUGGGUCAGUUUGUCUAUGUGAUCCGGAAGAGAAUUAAAUUGAGUGCUGAAAAGGCUAUCUUCAUAUUUGUGGACAGUGUCCUCCCACCAACAGGUGCAAUUAUGUCAACCAUCUAUGAUGAAAAGAAGGAUGAAGAUGGGUUUCUGUAUGUCACAUACAGUGGAGAAAACACAUUUGGCUAGCAGAACAUGCACUGACCUUAUAGCCAUGUUAAUGUUGUCCUUUGAUUAAAUAAUUAAUAAUUGUAGCAUUAUGCCUUAAAUAUGACAUUUCUGUGUUUUCGUGUAUAGUUUCACUGUAUAUAGCUUCUCAAUAGACUAAAAUUUUAGACCAAUGAGCAAUUUAAAAUUCA